UCCCCACUCCCAACUCACCCCACCAGUGUUUGCUUUUCUCCCGGAUCCGGAUGAAGGGGCUGGCCUGCCCAUGCCCUGCCCUGCCCCAGUUCUGGCAGCUGGGGCCUGACUUCAUGGCUGAAGGCUCCCGGACUCAGGCUCAUGGGCAAGCAGCCCCUCUCAACAUUCAGGUGCUGCAAGCCCAGUAUGAAGGCUUGAGGAGGCUACAGAGGACCCAGACCCACCGCAUGGUGCUCCCAAGAGGAGGGAACACGCCUACUCCCGCUGAAUCCAUGACCAGUGCCGUCUGGAUCAACAAGGAGAGAAGGAACUCGAUGUUGCUGGAGGACGGAGAUCCUGAGGUGGAGAGGAUGCUGGAGGAGGCAGCCCGAGGCCAUCACCAGGCCUCUGAGUCAGCAUGGCACACACACCUAGAGAUAUAUCGCUUGGCCCAAACUUCCUACCAGGAGUAUGAUCCUGAAAUGAAGACCAAGGGCCAGUUCCUAGGGUCUCAGCAUAGGCUCCCUCCAGAAGGAGACCUGUGCUUGCUGGAAAACAACCAGCAAAGAACCAAAGCUCCAGAGGAAGCCCCAUGUCAAUGUCAGCUGGGCGGUACCCAAACAAAGGCAGCGGGAUGCAACUUUAAAACCAGCAUCCAGGGUCUUCCUUCUUUAAAGAACUCACACCGGCCUGGCAAACCAGCUCACUACCCAUUUCCCCAGAGGAAAACUCCCAGGAUCUCCCAAGCAGCUCGGAACCUGGGCUUGUAUGGCCCUGCCUGACACUUCCUACCUACCCAGAUGUUCUAGCUUGGGACUCAUCACAG
This is a messenger RNA of Ochotona princeps (American pika), 805 nucleotides long. It is a transcript of the gene C14H9orf152, whose product is annotated as chromosome 14 C9orf152 homolog. The coding region runs from base 51 to 761 and encodes 236 amino acids. The transcript is spliced from 2 exons. The record is from RefSeq and is a predicted model, not a curated record. Lineage: Eukaryota; Metazoa; Chordata; Mammalia; Lagomorpha; Ochotonidae.